Diabrotica balteata is the source of this 1483-nucleotide messenger RNA. NCBI's taxonomy places the organism in Eukaryota, Metazoa, Arthropoda, Insecta, Coleoptera, Chrysomelidae. The record is from the annotation of a GenBank genome assembly.
GAAAUCUAGCAGAAACCUUUCAGUAUUAAUUCUACGUUUAUUCGAUAAGCAAAUUCGACACUAUGAGUGAAAAUAGUAAAAAAAGAGUUAUUAUUAUAGGAUCAGGAUUGGUGGGUUCGUUAUGUGCAUGCUUUAUGGCUCAACGGGGAUAUCAAGUCGAAGUAUACGAGAAAAGAGGAGAUAUCAGAGCAGGAAAAGAAAUUAGAGGACGAUCAAUCAAUCUUGCUUUGUCCCACAGAGGCAGGAACGCGUUAAGAUUGGUUGGUUUAGAAGAAGAAAUAUUACAAGCGGCUAUACCUAUGGAAGGGAGAUUAUUACACACAACUUCUGGAGAAUUAAAAUCUGUUUUAUAUGAUCCUUCCUUUAAUCAAUGCAUAUUUUCGGUAGGCAGAAAUCAUCUGAACAAAAAACUCUUGGAAGCAACUCAAAAGUUUUCCAAUAUUGAGCUAUACUUUGAGCAUACAUUGACUGGUUGCGAUUUCGACAACGGAACUGUAAGUUUGUUAAAACUAUCUCUUUUUAGCUUAAAAACUUCCGAAGAAAGUCAAAGAUCCGCUGACUUUAUAAUAGGAGCCGACGGCGCUUACAGUAAACUGCGAUUGUCUAUGCAACAAGUGCCUCAAUUUCAAUACAGCCAACAAUACAUUGAGCACGGAUAUUUAGAGCUGUGUAUACCAGCAAAGAGGAGUCAUUUAAUGGAGCCUAACCAUCUACAUAUUUGGCCGAGAGGUACAUUUAUGAUGAUUGCUCUGCCAAACCAAGACUCUUCAUGGACAGUCACUCUAUUUAUGCCGUUUACAAUUUUCGAAAAGCUGACAGACAAAGCAGAAAUUUUAAACUUUUUUAAAGACACCUUUCCGGACACGCUAGAUCUUCUUGGAAGAGAACACAUCGUGGAAACGUUUUUAAACACCAAACCAUCUCAGUUGAUAUCCAUAAAAUGUUCUCCGUAUCAUGUUGGAUCAAAGUUUAUGAUAAUUGGCGAUGCUGCGCAUGCGGUGGUUCCGUUUUAUGGACAAGGUAUGAACGCCGGCUUUGAAGAUUGUGUCUUUCUAAACGACUUAUUGGACAAAAAUAAAGACGACUUUGAACUAACCAUAAAAGACUACAGCAAAUUACGACUGAAGAACACACACGGCAUAUCCGAUUUGUCAAUGUAUAAUUAUUUAGAAAUGAGAGAUUUGGUUAACACUGUUGGAUUCCGAGUUAGAAAGUCACUGGACCAUUUUUUGUAUAGAAUUUUUCCUUCAACUUGGAUUCCCUUAUAUAACUCUGUUAGCUUUUCUACCAUGGAAUAUCAGGAAUGCAUUGAAAACAGGAAGUGGCAAGACAAAGUCCUUCGUCAAGUUUUUAUCGCUAUUGGAAUUUUCCUGGCUUUGUUCAUAUAUUUUAUAGGUUUAAAAAUAAUUCCAUAAGUUGUUUCUUCUGUUUACCUACUUGGUGUUAUUAAUAAAAAUAUAUGUUAAAUUUUAAUAAAAUAUUU